Molecule: messenger RNA, 5486 nt
Organism: Bursaphelenchus okinawaensis
Lineage: Eukaryota; Metazoa; Nematoda; Chromadorea; Rhabditida; Aphelenchoididae
Source: the annotation of a GenBank genome assembly
AUGCCAGGCGCUCCCCGCUUCACCCAAAAGCCGUCCAUCAAGCAGACCGCCACCGGCGAUCUGUUGAUGGAAUGCCACAUCGAGGCGGACCCGGCACCCAACGUUCGCUGGAAUCACGCCGGCACACCCAUCUCGGCUUCAUCGCGAGUCACGCUGACUCUCGAGCAGGAGCAGGGAUCGUUUUACCGUGCCACAUUGGUCAUUCAGGUAAGGCAUGGGGAAGAUGGAAGAGGUUUGGAGGUUUUUUGGGGAGGGUUGUUGAAGGUGGGGGGUUUUUUGAUAAAAAAUUGUUGGUAGUAUAGAGGUUUCAUUGAUAUUUCCGUUGAAGAAUAGGUCUAAUUAAUUUUUUUGUAAAAUACGGUAAUUCCAUAGCCCGCUGCCUACUACUGUUGUAAAUAUUCAAAAAAAUUUUAAUUUUCAUUUCAAAAAAUUAACAGUAAACUUCUUUGAUUUAGGAACCAAACGCAAACGAUGGCGGUGCUUACAAAUGUACAGCAGCCAAUCAACUUGGUGAAUCGAAUGCAAAUAUCAACCUUAACUUUGCUGGUAAGAAAAUGCUUUUUGGAAUUGUCUUUUUUAAGGUCAUUUUUAACCUUUCAAAAUAAUUUCUUAAAAUUUUUUUAAAAUUUCAAAGAAAUUCAACUUGGUCCCUCUUGUGAAACAAACGCAAAAAUUGUAAUUUAGAUGUCAAAUUAAGACUAAAGUGACAAAAAAAGCAAUAGACAAACCUUUAUAAAUAUAUCCACCUUAAUUUAAUGUAGAUUACUCUAAAUACUUUCAUAAACACAAUUCAAAUUUCAAAAACCACCAAUAAUUUUUCAAAAUUCCAGGAACAGAAGAACGCGCGGCCACUCCAAGCCAAAAAGGCCCCACCUUCAUCGGGAAGCCGCGGAUCAUUCCCAAGGAUGGCGGAUCCUUGAUUCUCAUGGAAUGCAAAGUCAAAUCCGGCACAAAACCCACAGCCAAAUGGUCGAAAGACGGCGUCUCACUGAGUAUUGGCGGACUCUACCAAGACGUCUUCACCGACCUGGGCGACGGCACCUAUCUGUGCCAAUUGGAGAUUCGAGUAGGGUUUUUGUUGAAAAAAUUAUUUAAAAUAUGUGUUCAAGGGGGAAUAAAACAGUUUUUUUUUGUAAAAGCAGAGUUGUUUGGGGACUUUUCAGUAAAAGUACCUUAACAUAGUUCACUUCAUGCUUCACGUUUUUUAAAAAGUUUACGACAAAAUACCUUUAUAUUAACUUAAAUCCAUUUCCAGAAACCCACUGCUGGUGAGGCGGGCCAGUACCGGUGCAACAUAAAGAAUGAUCUCGGCGAAACCAACGCCAACCUCUCCCUCAACUUCCAACAAGACGAAGCGACUUCAGAAGGUCGUCGCAGCCCCUCCCAACCCCGAGACGGAAAGAAGACCCCGAAAGAGGGCUCCAGACCUGGUACACCUUCGCGGCGACGAAGGGACCGUUCAGAAACACCAUCCAAGAGACACAAGUCCAAGUCCAGAGAAGGAUCGCCCAAGAAGUCGGUCCGAUCUCGGCCUAGCACCCCUCAACCCGAAGAUAACAAAGACACACUACAGCCAGACAGCUCACAGUCCGGCUCCAGAAGAUCGUCCAAAGUCGAAGCCAUGGAAGUGGAUUCGAAUGGAAGUAAGGCUACUUUAAUGUACAGAUAUUCAGUUUUGGAUACCUUAACUUAUAGAGACAUCAAGUUUUGGCAUGAUUUUCACUUUGACUUGUAUCGCGAUUUAAAAGAUGGGAUUUCGAAGCAUUUUAUGCCAAAUUCAUAUCAUAUUCUAAAAGUUUUUAGGCAUUUCUCAUUAAUUUUCAUAAAGAUUUUGGUUAAAACUUAGUGUUUAUGACCUUGUUUUAGACCAGAUAGUGCUUCUUUAGAUCUAAAAAAUACUUUUUGUAUGCCAUCUUAAGCGGUUUUACUAUUGUAAAAUUGAUUUUCACACCUAGACUGAUAAAUCCAAACAAAUAUUGACCUGUACGUGCCUUUGAGUACUGUAAAACACUUCAUUUCUACCAUAGUUCAUCAAAAAGUUGUUGAAAUUCGAAAUUUUUGACCUUUUGAUGUCCAAAACCAAAAAAGUUCAUUGAUCCCUCUAUUUACAAACUGUUAAUUUGGUGAAUUAUGGUAAAAAACCACCUGCAAACACUCAUCAAUCUUUUUAGCGACCAAACGAAAGAAGAGCGACGUGGGAUUGCCUCCGGCGCCGAAAAAAGACCGCGGCCGAAGCCGAUCCAAGAGUCCGGCUGUUCAGAAAAAAGAUACAACAACUACAAAGACCGCGGCUUCGAAGCCGACCAUCGUACAAGAGCUACAGUCACAGGUAAAAACGGGUUUUAUUGUUGAAGCAAGGAAUUUUUAAAUAUUAAUCUUGUGGACGAAAUGUCAAAAAUAAUAUUGGUUUUUUGAAAAUUGAAAUUUUUAAAUUUUAAAAGAUUGUAUUGUAUACAAUAGUUUACGUUCAUGAAAAUUAUGCAGUUUUUUACAUACCCACUAUUUUUUAAACAAUUUUUUACAUUACAAACUUACUGACCAGACAUUUCCUAUCAUAAGCCUAAUGAUUUCCUUAAUUCCCGCCCUAAAACAAGACGUCAAGACCUUUUAGUAUAAUAUUAUGACUAAUGUGUUUUAUAAACAUUUUCACAUGUUCUCUUAUAAUGACUAUAAGGUAUAUAAAAGCGAACUUUCGGCCGUUUCUCGUUCACGUUGAAUUGCGUAGGAAGGGGAAGAAAGUUUUCUUUGGCUGGCAAAUGGCCUCGAACAAACUUUUUGCUACUUUUUAUGAAAAAUGACACUAAAUAAUUUUAAAACAAACACAUGAAAACAUAAAAACAACGUAUUGCAUUACCGAAGAAACGAGGUUUUAAGCCGAAACUAGGCUUAAUAUUUGAAAUGGUCAAUUUUGAGCACAAAAAUGUCGAUUUUCAAUAAGAUAACAGAAAGUUUGAACACAAUAACAUCUUUUAUAAUAAAGAUUAAGUCAAUUUUUAUAUAAAAAUAAAUGCAAAUAAAAAUAAACUGGAUUUCAGGUUGGUCACAAUGGUGAAACAGUCCGUUUGGAGACCAGAAUCGAGAGUUCGUCGACAACCAAAGUCAGUUGGACAAGAGAAAGCACAACUCUUCACUCAAUGUCAUCGGAAUACAAACAGACCUUCGAUGGCAAAGUAGCUGUUCUACAGAUCACAAAGUUCUCAGAAUCCAAAGCCGGAAGGUACGAAUGUAUCGCGGUAAACGAAGCCGGUGAAAGCCGAACUUCAACUACCGUGACUUUCGAGAAAUCAGGUGGGUACAGUGACUUUGAAUGGUUAUAAAAAUGGUGGUUUUUGAGGAAUUGAAAAUUUGUCUUGUCUAAUAUGUUAGAAAGGCAUUACUGUUUAUGUGUGCCAAAAAUAGUCUUGAUCUAACGUCAAUGGUCUGAGAUAUAGCUUGUGAAACACUAAAUCAAGCCUUUAAAAAAGUAUUUUUCUUUAAAAAUCAAAACAAGAUCCGAUUUCAGAAGCCGAACUCCAGCAAGAACAACAAAAGAAAGACGAUCUUCAGAAGCGCAAAGACGAGAUCAAACGACGUGCUGAAGAGAGGAAACAAGCCGAAGAAAACAAGAAACUAGAAGAGGAAAAGAAGGCAGAAGAUGCCAAGAAACGAAAGGAAGACCUUCAGAAGAGGCGAACCACCUUUGCUGACCAAGAAGUUCCCGAGAAGAAGCCUGCCAAGAAGGUAAGAACUUUCUUUACAUUUAUUAUAUAAAGGUAGACCUAAAUAGAGAUUAAAAUUUUUAGGUUUUUCUUAUAAUUGGGGGUGGAAAAACGAUAUUGUAGUAGGUGGAUCAAGACUUUUUAUUAAAAAUUAAAGCGUUUGAAUCUAGAAAAGAUAAAGGGUUUUUAAGUUCAAAAGUGAAGGCAUAUCUUGUUUUGACAGUUUCGGUUUUGUGGGAAACUUAUGUAAGCUUAGUCGCAGCUCGGCAAUAUUUUCGCAGGCUGCAGAUUAAUUUUAAAUCACGAGCUAUUGAAAUAGAAGGAAAUCGAAUAAAAAUAAAAAAAUGUAAUGAAAAAUAAAAUUCUAGUUUUUAAAAUUUUUAAAAAUUAUGAAUCUUCAACAAUUUUACUUACCUCACUUACACCUAUAUAUGAUUCUUGUCGUAUUAACCUACCUUACGUUUGCAACUUUCAGAGCGGCAGCGCAUCGAGCACAAAGGCAAAAGCUGACGAGGAGGUAAGUCCCAAACCCGACGUACUGUGACUUUUCAAAGUGCAUUAGUGAUAAGGCGGAAAAAGCGCGAGUCCGCGGUCGAUUUUGUACCCGAGUUUACUCAGUAUCCGAUAUCCGCUGAUUCCCGAGGCCCGCGGGGAGUGUGUUUUUUGGUUGAAACAAUUUAUUCUCGGUCAGAUGACAAUGGAAUUGUUUUCGCUUCGAAUGAUUACUUUGCGGUUGUAAUUAACCUUUCAACCGGUCGAUAUUGGCUUUGAAGCUGGGGGUUUUAUGGUGAUAGGGUGGAUGAUAUAGUGGUAGAGUAGUGCUGGAUGAUAGGCAGUUUAGGAUAGACAAGACUCGAUGACAAUGUAUUGAUUCCGGGUGUGGAUUUGCAAUUCGCUUGUCUUUUGUCUGGUCCUUGUACUUUUAACUCAACUUUGUAUUCGUACGAAAACUACCGAUCGAUAUGUUUUGAGUUGAUAGAGUAACAAACGUAGUGUAAUGUGAUUUACAAAAGUAGUACAAGAGGAGACAAAAGAUGUAGUUUAAGACGAGGAACAGUACUUUGUAUUCAGCGUCACGUGAGCCUUGAACUUUUUUGCAAAUUUUACAAGUUAGAGUUGGGCUGGAAUUGUAUGCUUUUUUAUUUUUAAAGGACGUUUACGCCUUUGCUUUUCAUUUUUUUAAAUGUUUAGGUAUAAAUAUAAUCCUAAAUUUACUUUUUCUAGUAUUUUUGAUGUUUUGAAAUGUACUGUUUAUACAUUUUUGGUGAUUGGUAUUAACAUUUCUACAUUAUUCGACGUUUACGGGCUUACUCACACUGUAAAACUUGUAGUAAUCGUCUAACCCACCAUUACAACCUGUAAUAACUUUGUAUCUGUAUAAAUUGUCGCUAACAACACGUCAAAACGUCGUCCUCAUCCGGUUCCAGCCCUAAAAAACAAGUGAAUGGAAGGCCGGCGGCGGUGAGGCGAGUCUCUACCAUCGAUGAGGCCGGCCCCUCCACCCCCACAUCGCCUUCUUCAUCUGGCAACAACUCUCGGCGAGGGUCGACCAGAUAUGAGACCAUCGAUGGCCAUACCUAUCUGCCGGAUGGGAGGAAGUUGUCCCACAUUCAUUCGUUCAUUUUGAGUAAACUGCCCGGUGGAGGGGCGAAGGAGAAGUUCUUGAGGGAGUUGAUCGAUUUUGACACUCGACAAGGUGCCGAGAAUGGCGCCGCAAGUACUCAGAAGGUCACGCUUAGGAAGACUGGUCCCGGGGUUAGUGCUUUUGGUAACAUUUUGGGGUUAUGA